Messenger RNA from Dibothriocephalus latus, 480 nucleotides. Lineage: Eukaryota; Metazoa; Platyhelminthes; Cestoda; Diphyllobothriidea; Diphyllobothriidae. The record is from the annotation of a GenBank genome assembly.
AUGGACGAAGAGAAUUUCGCCCCAACAGCCAAUUCACCGCAGUUGCAUGAAAUCUGCCGUGUGGGCGUGCUUCUGAAUUCCACAGUACCUACCAUCAGACAACGUCUUGCCCGCGAGAACGCCUUCAAGAAGGUCCCCUCUCUUACCUUCAUUCACCACUCACAGAGCAGCAUUCUCGAGGGCCUCAAGGAGGGGAAAUGUGAAUCCUCCGAAACCGACUCUCUCCCCGUGACACCUACAAUGAUCAAACCGAGCAAUGUGUAUGGUCUGCCGUGGGACAAGUAUAUGGCUUGCGUCAAAAAAGAGAUGCGAGGCGGUUUUGGCGCAGACUUGGUGGAGUUUCUUUUGCGGGAAUGGCGAACUCGGGACAUGAUUCAUCCUCCUCCUCCUCCUCCUCCUCAUCAUCAUCAUCAUCAUCACCAUCAUCAUCUCACUGCCAUGAUCACCAUUGUUAUCAGCGUCCUUUUCCAAAAUCUUUAA